Messenger RNA from Trematomus bernacchii (emerald rockcod), 3046 nucleotides. It is a transcript of the gene asb7, whose product is annotated as ankyrin repeat and SOCS box containing 7. The record is from RefSeq and is a predicted model, not a curated record. Gene Ontology annotation, biological process: intracellular signal transduction. The transcript is spliced from 5 exons. NCBI's taxonomy places the organism in Eukaryota, Metazoa, Chordata, Actinopteri, Perciformes, Nototheniidae. Gene Ontology annotation, molecular function: protein binding. Bases 290 to 1285 code for a protein of 331 amino acids.
AGUCAAACUGAUGUGCUCACAGCUCUCUGAGAACACUUUGUUGUUAAAGCGGAUUGUUGAACAGCGAAAUGAUUCUCAACAUUAGUGAAGUUUGAACAGACAGUAUACUGUUACAUGAUGGUUUGAGUUGAGGAACAGAAUGAUGCAGCUCUGACAACUCCAGCUCUUCCUGAGUGGAAGCUGAUAGGCUAAGUUAGCCGUUGGCUCAGCGUCUGUCCAGAGAGCAGCUGAAGACAGACUGCUGUCCUACCUGACAGGUCAGCUGUAUAUUUGCAGGUGAAGCUCCGACAUGACUAAGAGAAGCCCAUCUAUUCAGCUUGUCAAAAGGAUGCUGAACCAUCACUGCAGAAGGAACCCGGAGCUUCAUGAGGAGCUGCAGAUCCAGGCUGCAGUGGCAGCGGGGGAUGUGUGCACUGUCAGGAGGAUGCUGGAGCAAGGAUACUCGCCGAAGAUCCGCGAUGCCAACGGCUGGACACUGCUACACUUCUCUUCUGCCAAAGGCAAAGAGAGAUGUGUUCGAGUCUUUCUUGAGCAUGGAGCUGACCCCACAGUGAAGGACUUCAUCGGGGGCUUCACAGCCCUUCACUAUGCUGCUAUGCAUGGCAGAGCGCGCAUCGCCCGACUGAUGCUUGAGUCUGAGUUCCGCAGUGACAUUAUAAAUGCAAAAAGCAACGAUGGCUGGACGCCGCUACACGUGGCUGCCCACUAUGGUCGAGACUCGUUUGUACGCCUUCUCCUCGAGUUCAGGGCAGAGGUGGACCCGCUGAGCGACAAAGGGACAACACCACUACAGUUAGCCAUCAUCCGUGAGCGCUCUAGCUGUGUGAGGAUCCUUCUGGACCACAGUGCCAACAUUGACAUUCAAAAUGGCUUCCUGUUGCGAUAUGCCGUCAUCAAAGGCAAUCACUCAUACUGCCGCAUGUUCCUGCAGAGGGGAGCAGACACUAACCUGGGACGUCUUGAGGACGGUCAGACCCCCCUGCACCUGUCGGCUCUCAGGGAUGAUGUGCUGUGCGCUCAAAUGCUCUACACGUACGGGGCUGACACCAACACCAGGAACUACGAGGGCCAAACUCCGGUUGCUGUCUCUGUUAGCAUGUCUGGGAUCAGCAGGCCCUGUCUGGACUACCUGCAGGAGGUCACCAGACAACCUCGGACUCUUCAAGACUUGUGUCGAAUACAAAUCCGUCACUGCAUUGGCCUUCAAAGCUUAAAAUUGUUGGAGGAUCUACCAAUUGCAAAGGUUAUAAAAGACUAUUUAAAACAUAAGUUUGACAAUGUGUAAAGGGUAUAACAACAGAAGAUUAAAGGGUGACUAAAUCCCCUCUACUGUCAUUUAUAAAGACUAUGCAAUCCCUCUGUUCCUUGUCUGGAAGAAAUGUCCACAGUUCUGUCUAUUACACACUGAAGGAUAGUUAAUGUAGUUUGGUUGUCCAGCUUUCUGCUCCUGUUAUUUAUUUCAGCCUUUUUACAUUUAGAUCAGUGGCUGAAGGAUGGAAAUGGAUUGUUUGAAAAAGAAGACCUCAUUUGACAGAAAGCAUUGUCACUACAGUUAACAUCAUUUCCAUUGAUGUUGUUACUGUAAAAAGGUGCAUGAUUCUCAUCAAGUGCAUAAUUGCCAAUGAUUCCUUUUUUUUUUUACUGAGCUAUAUGAACCUCAACUUGCAUUGCUGCAGUAACAAUUUUCUUUCUGACUCAAAAUCGACAAAGUAUUGAGCUAUUUGGACAAGGAUGGCUUUAAAAACUUGACAAGGUAUACUCUCAGAUUUAGCUUUAUCACCCUAUAGUGAGUCUAAUUCCAAAAAUGUAUGUGGUUACAAACCUCUUUGUAAUUGUUAAAUACUUUUUGAAGCAGAUAGCAUUUGAUGUGCCCAGUAAAGCUAUUUGACAGUUGAUGAUUCAGAGCUACCCAUCAUAUAAAUGUCACAAUUAUCAAAAUCCAUAAUUUGAUUGGACUUUGAUGUUUAGGUCAAAAUGUAUUUCAUUCAAUAAAAACAAAAUGCAUGCCUGGCAUAAAUGUAAACAACGGUUGUCAACAAAAAGACAACUGUGUGUCAACACAACAAAAUGACAGGAUAUAAAAAAUCACAUGCUGUUAAAUAAACUUAUUUCACAAGACAAUAAAUUAUUACACACACAAAUUAGAGCCAAUAGAUAACAUUACGGGUCUUUACAUUAAUAACAGCAUGGGUUUGCUCACAAAAGCAAAACAUUUACCAGACCCCAACAUUUAGUUUUUCUGACACUUUGCCUAUGUUGUGUAAAUGUUACAUAGCUCAUGGGUGAGGCCAAAUGUUGCCACACCACUUCAGGAAAGCAAGAGACAUGUAGUUUAGUUCCCCCCAAUCUCCGAACCUGGCGUUGGCUGUGGUCUCUCUGAAACUGCACGGUAACUUCACUCUAGUGUCUUUGGAGCGUCUGCAGGCCCCCGAUCGAUGUUAACAUUAAUAAGCAUGAUAAAAGUACAAAAUAGACAAUCCAUAUGGCAAAAAUGAUCAUGUGAACAGAGACUCUAGGAACCACAAGGAUCAGUGCAUUGUUGGAGCGCAGUGGGGUAAAGGGGUUUAAAAGAAAUCGGUCUAACUAUUAAGGGCUUGUAGGUGAAGAGUUGGAAUUUAAAUGAUAUUGUGGAGCCAGUGAAGAGAAGCUAAUAUGGGAGUAAUAUGAUGUUGUUGUUAAUGUGCCGCAGCUUUUUGAAUCAACUGAACAGUCUUGGGAAUGUUUUGGGGCUGAUGAUGAGGAACCAUACAUUAAUCCAGCCUUGAAGUAAAAAAUGCACUGGUUUUUCUGUUUGGUUUGAUACAGUGUGUGCUGGCUUAUUGCAACCAAAGAAAAUGACCUGCCACAAAUCCUUAUCUCAAUAACAAACAGUUGAUAAUUCAGGCAAUUUUAUUAUGCAUUUAUGAAUUUCUAAAGUUUGAACAGGGCAACUCAUUUGGUGUUACAAUUUGGCUUAAUCUGUACAAUGCAUCGAUCAUAAGAUUAAAGGUAGGGUAGGUAAGUUUGAGAAACCGGCUCGAGAUACACUUUUUGUUAUAUUCCAUGG